GGCUAGCUAGGCAGAACUUCACUCGGGAGAUAUCGGAUGUUGGGAUGUCGAAAAUGACUUGACCGCUUUAGGCUCGGGUGGGAUAGGACGAUAGAUGGAUGGUCACGGGAUACAGGCAGGCUGUUGGUCACGGGAUAAUAUGAUAUGAUAUGAUGGCGGCCUUGGGAGGGCUGGCUAGCUGGGUUGGGUUAGGGCCAUCUGAUAAGAUUGGUGUCUUCCUUUCCUUUCCCCUCACUUGCUUUGCUUGACAUCGUCUGUUGAUGUUAUCUAUCUAUCUAGUAUCUCAUGGGUUAGGACUGUCUUCUGCUAGAGGACAGACAGACAGAUAGACAGACUCUAUCUGCGAUAGCAUUUCCAUUCCUCCUGUUUCACCGCUGAAACAGCUGAGACAGUCAAGAUAACCAUGGCUCCUGCACUCACCGUCCUAUUGCCAAUCCUAGCUGCUCUCAACCCGCUUCUCUGCCUUGUUGGUGCAACGCCUGUUGAUAUCGACGACGACACAAUCACCCUUCCCAACACCAACCCAGAAAUCCAAACAACCACCCCACCCACCUGGUCCGAAUCCACCCGCCUCGCGCGUCGUCUCCUCGCCCUCUCAAAAACAGGCUCCAUAGCAAGCACAUUCCCCGCCACGCACCCCCUCGCGGGCCUCCCCAUCACCCUCCCCGAAUACAUCGCCGACUGCUCAACCGACGACGACGGAAACCCGACCCUCCUCGCCCUCCCCGUCUCAACAACCGUCCGCAACGCAGCAGCGGGAUCAAACCUGUCUCUCUCGCUGGACUGGUGGAGCCACGUUGACUCCGCGCCGCCUGUGUUUCCGGGGUUCCCGCGCUCAGAGGCGGGGUUACCGCGUGUUACACUUAUCGGGUAUUUGGAACGGUUGGAUUUUGGGAUGGGGGAGGAGGGGGAAGAGGAGGUGAGGGCGUGCUUUUUGGAGAAACACCCUGAUGCGAGUGCGUGGAUUCCUGGGAGGAAGGGGGCGCCGCAUGAGAGUUACUGGGCGCGGUUGGUUGUGGAGGGGGUUUAUUGGGUGGGGGGUUUGGGGGGUUCAGCAGAUUGGGAUGGGGAUGGGAAGGGGUGGGGGGAUGUGAGGUUGCCUGGGGAGUGA
This is a messenger RNA of Aspergillus campestris IBT 28561, 1111 nucleotides long. RefSeq lists its product as uncharacterized. Bases 404 to 1111 code for a protein of 235 amino acids. The record is from RefSeq and is a predicted model, not a curated record. Lineage: Eukaryota; Fungi; Ascomycota; Eurotiomycetes; Eurotiales; Aspergillaceae. The transcript is spliced from 3 exons.